AUGUCUACGGCGCAUAGUAUAUCUCAAUCGCUAAGGCGAGGUCUGGCCUCGUGCAGAUGCCGCUCUCCAGUCCUCUCAUUUAGGUCGUCACCGGCAUCCGGCGCAUCCAUCUCAUAUCAACACAAUGCCAGCAUAUACCCUACCUCGUCCCCGGGAUUCCGAUGGCUGAGUUAUUCUUCCCAGCUGGGUAGCAAUGGAAGCGCAAGAAGCAAGGGUAGUCAGGCGGAAGAGCAGCUAGCUUGCGGGCAAACAAAGGGUGAACUUCAGGUGGGAGAGAUGGAAGGCGUUACAUUCAAAGUCGAGCCAUUGAAGAGAAAGGGGGAGGAUAACAGCACAAAGAGAGCCAGGUUGCUAUACCAGAGCCGCAAACGAGGAACUUUAGAGUCGGACCUGCUUUUGUCAACGUUCGCAUCUACAUAUCUGGCAAAGAUGACGGGAAGUCAACUAGAUGAAUACGACCGGUUCCUGGAUGAAAACGACUGGGACAUCUACUACUGGGCGACUCAGGAACCACCGUCUGAGUCCGAGGCAGCUGAGAGCGUGUUGAAGGCCAAGGACGAGCUGACGGAUACGUGGAAGAGCGGCGCAGCGAAGAGCGGAGAGUGGGCGCAGACCGUGGGAGCUUUCAAGCCAGCAUACCGGCCCGUCCCUCAGCGCUGGGCUGACUCGGAGAUUCUCGCUCUGCUACGACAGCACGUCCAGAGCAAGAAGGCUGGAGAUGGCAGCAGCAAUGGAAGCGGCGGUGGCCUGGGACGCAUGCCCAACAUCGAGCCCUUCAAGUCGUAG
Trichophyton rubrum CBS 118892 is the source of this 786-nucleotide messenger RNA. Its product is annotated as succinate dehydrogenase assembly factor 2, mitochondrial. The transcript is spliced from 2 exons. Gene Ontology annotation, biological process: tricarboxylic acid cycle; mitochondrial respiratory chain complex II assembly; protein-FAD linkage. The record is from RefSeq and is a predicted model, not a curated record. NCBI's taxonomy places the organism in Eukaryota, Fungi, Ascomycota, Eurotiomycetes, Onygenales, Arthrodermataceae. The coding region runs from base 1 to 786 and encodes 261 amino acids. Gene Ontology annotation, cellular component: mitochondrion.